Molecule: messenger RNA, 897 nt
Organism: Panicum virgatum (switchgrass)
Lineage: Eukaryota; Viridiplantae; Streptophyta; Magnoliopsida; Poales; Poaceae
Product: fasciclin-like arabinogalactan protein 14
Exons: 2
Coding region: 1-897 (298 amino acids)
Cellular component (GO): plasma membrane
Source: RefSeq, a predicted model, not a curated record
AUGGCUUCACGUCCGCCCGCCAUUGCGCUCCUCCUCGUCCUUGCCGGCUUCGCCUCGCCGGCGGCGGCCUUCAACAUCACCAGGCUUCUCGGCGAGUUCUCCGACUUCAGCACCUUCAACAGCCUCCUGUCGCAGACGAAGCUCGCCGAGGAGAUCAACCGGCGGCAGACCAUCACCGUGCUCGCCGUUGACAAUGGCGCGGCGGGCGGCAUCUCCUCCCUCCCUUCCGACGUGCAGCGCAAGGUGCUCUCCAUGCACUUGGUCCUCGACUACUACGACACGGCCAAGCUCGGGGCCAUCAAGAACCACACCACCCUGCUGACCACGAUGUUCCAGUCCUCCGGCAAGGCCACCGACCGCAUGGGCUUCCUCAACUUCACCAAGCGCUCCGACGGCGUCAUGGUGUUCGGCUCCGCCCAGCCCGGCGCGCCCAAGAACUCCCAGAUGGUGAAGUCCGUCGCCUCCCGCCCGUACAACAUCUCCGUGCUGCAGGUCAGCGCCCCCAUCGUGCCACCCGGCGUCGGCGGCUCUGCGGACAGCGGCGCGCCGCCCCCGCAUAAUAAGGCCACGGCGCCGGCGCCUUCAACCAAGGGAAAGAAGAAGGGAGCCAAGGAUGCGGAGGCGCCUGCUCCGGGCCCGUCGUCUGACGACGACGACACCGGCGCGGACGCACCUGCCGACGCGCCUGGCCCGGCGGCGGACGGCCCUCCGGCGGAUGGCCCCACGGCUGAUGGCCCGGCGGCAGACGGCCCCACGGCGGACGGCCCGGCGGCCGACGAGCCACUCCGCCACUGGAGCAGCGACCACGCGGCUGAUGCGCCCGAGGGAUCGGCCGCCGGCAGGGUAGCGGUUGGUGCGGGGCUCGGAAUCGUGGCGCUUCUGAUGACGAUCAUUUGA